This is a messenger RNA of Sitodiplosis mosellana (orange wheat blossom midge), 5660 nucleotides long. It is a transcript of the gene Cep164, whose product is annotated as centrosomal protein of 164 kDa. Lineage: Eukaryota; Metazoa; Arthropoda; Insecta; Diptera; Cecidomyiidae. Gene Ontology annotation, molecular function: protein binding. The record is from RefSeq and is a predicted model, not a curated record. The transcript has 5 exons. Bases 899 to 4525 code for a protein of 1208 amino acids.
AGUCAGUCAGUAGUGUUAAGUUCAUCGUUCAUUGAUUUGCACAAAGCUCAACAAAUAGAAGUGAAAGAGAAAGAAAGAAAGAGGAAAAAAGCGGAUCUCUGUCUAUAAUAAUCAUCUGAAAUUCAGCUGCUUAGAUUUUUUAUUCAUGAAGCCAUUUCGCUGGCUCAUUUUCAUUUUGGAACAAAUGACACUGAUUCAAAGUCAUCGACACGGAAAAAGUGUUUAUACUAAUAGACAAACACAAAUUUUCAGCAUCAAAACGUAUUGAAUUGCGUAAACAUUACACGGUUUAUUUUUGGGUACCAUUCAUAUGCAAACUUAAUGCUUAAAUCGUGCCAAUGUGAAAAUUCAUGAAUAAAAAGUGUUGCAUUUUUUUUAUUGAGCUAUAAAGGAUUCGUGUAAAUUUCACACUUUACGGAUGUGCAAAGAGUGACACAAUCCGUAUGAUAUUUUCGGUGUUGGUUUAUGGUUUCGCAUUACCGUUUUGUUUGAUUUAUGCCAUUGCGCAAUUUUUCGGGUUGUUUUACUUUUUUUCCUAUUCGUUUGUGAAAAUUGGUCGAUAAAAUAGUUUUUUUUGUUUUGUUUCGCCCAACUUAAUCGCGAUUUAUUACGGUACAUAAAGUCAUUUCGUCUGGACAAUUCGAUGAAAUGCAAAUGGUAUCGAUUGUAACCCGUGACCGAGUUCAACAUCGCCUGAGCAUUUGUCCCGUGAUAAAAAAACUAUAAAACAAACUGAUCAAAGCAGCAUAUUAUUUAUCGAUUUUGCACACAGGCCGACCCGUUUGCCAUUGCGUUUGGCAUCACGAUAUAUUCUAAUAACAUUCAGCAAGGUGAACACUUUCACAUCGACACACAACCAUAACAGGUAGAAAGAAAACAAGAGAAGAAAAGAAAAAAAAUGCCAAAGAACAACAUUGCAUCAUUGGGGAAAUCGGCGUCAGUAAUUUGCGUUGAGGAGGUAUUUGACGAUAGCUAUCAUCAGCCGUCUAGCGAUGAAAUCAACGAGUACGCCAUUCAAAUUGGAAUCAAUCCAAAAACAGAACCACAUCUUUUAUAUUUAGCCCGAGAAGGUUUGCUGCAAGCCAUCCCGCCCGAAUGGCAAAUAUGCUACAAUGACGAAUGUGAUGGGUAUUAUUACUUUAAUACCAAGACAAAAGCACGACAGUGGGAGCAUCCGCUUGAUGCUGAAUACAAAAAAUUAGUCGAAAAGGCACGGAAAUUCGGUGCAACAGGGAUCAACGAUUUAUCCGACGACGUAUCGCAAAUUGACUCGGGCAUCAAGAGUUUGCAGGGCGACGAUUCGGAUUUGAUAACCGACGUUUCGCCUAUAUCAACCAGUACCGGUGCAAUACGAAAAGAUAUGUCAUUACAAAAUACUGGCCGAUUUUUGGCACCGUUAGAAAAACGGAGCAAUUCCGGUGGUCUGUUGCCAUUGGCACCCAUCGAAAGUGCUCGAAAUAAGCGAUUUGAAAUUACAAAUUUACCAACAAAUAAUCCAUUACCUUCGCCACAGCAAAUUGGUUUGUCGAUAAAAACGGAGAAUCGAUUAGAGCCAUUGGUCAAAAAUCUAGAAAAUGCAUCGUCAACGGCAACAUUCAAAGGGUUCACGUUGUCCGGCAAAGGUUCGAUGUUUUUGAAAUCGAAUAUAAAAAAGGCGGACACUCCGGAAGGCUCUAAAUCGCAAAAUGAUUUGAAAAAUGUGGCAACCGCUUCGGACAAUGGAAAGAAUGUUAAAUCAAUUUUGCGCGAUUCAAGUUUAACAGAUGUUCGAACUAGGCCAGAUAGUAGCAGCAAGCCAUCAGAUGCAGAUGCAGAAGACAGAAAAAGUGUCCGAUUCAAUUUGAAUGAAUCGGCCAAGGCCAAUUUGUACAAGGGCCUCGUUACAACCGAUGAAUCGUCAAACGAUGACGAUGAUGACGAAGUGGAGGAGAACGCCGAUUGGGACUUCAAUGAGGACGUGGAUGGCAUUGAAACGCAUGUUAAGGAAAUAACAAUGACUUUAAAUCGAAAUGCACAACAACAAAACGAAGCAAUAGCUAACGAAAAUAAAGAGUCAAUACCUACAACAGCAAAAAGUUUAACGACUCUAUUCGAUCGUAAUGCAGAAUCUGGCCGAAUCAAGCCAAUGUACGAGCAGGAUACCGAUUCAGAGUCGGUGGCUUCAAUAAGGAGUGCAAACAAUCGACGCAUAUUCGAUGGUGAAAAGGAUUUAAAGAAAAUCGAUUUGCCAAAACCAAUAAUAUCACAUCGGUUAAAAGUAUUCGAAGCUGAAGAGCAACGAAAUGAAGUGCAAAACGAUAAUUUGUUGAUUAAGCAGCCAAAAGUUGAAUCAAUCCAAAGUCAGAAAUCAACAGAUUUAAAGCACGAUCACGAAGACCUAGAUUUGAAAUGGCAGGAAGAAAAGGCUGAAUUGGAAAGAAUUUUCAUGAAAAAACGAGCUGCUCUCGACAAAGAGCAUGAAAAUCAAUUGAAAGCCCUUGAAAAAGAAUUGGAAGAGAAGAAAAACGACCGAAAGAUUGAGUUGGAGUCACAACACAAUAAUGACGUCGAGAAAUUUAAGCAGCAAUUGAAGGAGGAAUUUGAAGAGAAGCGAAAAAUCUUAAAUCAACAACAUCGUUUGGCGGAGGAAAAACUUCAAGAAAACCAUCAAAUAAUUCUGCAGGAAUUGGAACGUGAUUUAAAAAGCGAAGAAGAUUUGAUUAGAAAAGACCAUGUCAUGAAUUUGCAGCAAACAAAAGAGAAACUGGCACACGAACUGGAAUUGGAGCGACAAAAAAUGCGCGAAACCGGCGAGAAUCAUUUGUAUGAGAAAAUUCGAUGUGAAAAGCGAUUACUGGAAGACAAAUAUAGAUGUUUGAAGGACAAAUACGUACGUUUGAAAACGGAUGUUAAAAUCUCGUUGGAGCGACGCCAUCAACGGCGUGAGCAACAAAGUUUAACCACAGGCUCGGAGACAGAACGCUCCAAUUCAAAUAAACAAUCAAAUGAUGCGCACAGUUCAUCUGUGUCUAUGACUGGCGGUGCCAAAGUGAACGAUAUUGGAAAGCCGCCAGCGCUAAGCAUACAGCGAAAAGAAAUGGCACGCGAUAAAUCGGUCGAAAGAGAACGAGAUCGAUCCGCCCAUUUGAUUGAGAGGCCAAACAAAAAGUUCACCGCUGCCGCCAAAUAUUUAUCUCACAUUCAAAGCCAACAAUGCCCGGACGACACAUCGAUUAGCCAAAGUGAUACCACAAUUUCAAACAAUUACCAUCAUAAUUCACGCCGAUCGGUGCCGCACGCUACAGCAUUCGCAGACAAUGGCAACUCGGAUUCGGAGGCAUUCCAACAAGAAAACAAUAACAAUGUUCGUGAUUCACACGGAAGACAACGCAAGAAAACAUUCACUCGAACCAAAUCGGCAUCGACUUCACGGCUGAAUUCGUCGCACAAUGUACGAGCUAACGAUGCACAAUUACGGCCUUGUACGCCAGUUGAAAAUUUGCGGCGUCAAUUGCAAAAACUGGAAGACUUAGAAGAUCAAUUUCCCGACAAUUCGCUCGAUACCACUUACCAUCUGCGGUAUCCGUUCAAUGUGGAGGGUGGCAAGGAUCAUGGUGCUUCAAGCUCUGAAUUGGAAUUUUUCAAGCAUCGCAUCCAUUUGGAACGAGAUUCAGUGCGUCGUGCCAAGGAAUCGCUUCGAACUCAGCGCAGUAACUUCCGGGCCCGGCAACGCGAAGUGAAACACCAUCACAAGACCGCAAGUCGACACACGGUCGAUCAAAUGAUUCAAGAGGAAAAGGAAUUGACGGAAAUGGAAGUGAAUUUGCAUCGCACUCGUGCAUUAUUGGGCGAAAAAGUCAUUCGAUUGCGUCAUCUGGAACAAUCAUUGCAACGGCUUUAUGACAGCAAAGAGUCGCACACAAACCCAUUCACCACCGACAAUAAUCGAGACGAUGCCACAAUUAGCGAUUUGUCAUCUCACUCAAGUUCUGGUUUCAGUAGCACUGAUUUUGCAAGCGAUACCCAUGGUCAUGGUCAACGCAAGGAAAUGUAUCAAGAAUCGACCGAAAUAAUAAACAGCCUAGAACAUUUGAAUGCGGAGAUUCGAGAGAUUUGGGAUAUUUUGAGCAAGCAGCAAACUCAAGGUUUAACUCCACCACCAUCGCUUCUCUACCAAGAUAUCGUAUGGCCAAACACCCAGGUUUCAACCAUUUUUCAAGCAGCCGAAGCAUCGAAUCAACAUCAAAAUGCCACGUCGAUUAAUUAUGCUUUGAAUCAACCGGUCAUAACGUUGGCCGAUCGUCUUGAAACGUAUCGUCAGUUGGCGUCGGGUCGCAUUUCGAAUGCCAUCAAUUCGUCGCCCACAAUAAACGCAUCAGCAAUGCUUUCACAAUCGAUUGCUGCAAAUACAAUGGUUUCUCAGUCACCGCUAGCGCAGAAAUACAAAACCAGUUUGGUUGAACGCACCCAAGAUCUACGCAAUUGGUUAAAACAAGCCAAAACUGAACACGAACUUCUGACUGGUCCACAACAAGCCGAUCUCUAAAUCCGAAUAUCAAUUGUUGCAGUGGAUCAUGGCUUAGGCACACCAACAAUAGAAACAGCCGAUAGAAAUGAAAUUUAUCUGUCUGGUGAGCUGAGUAUAUAGAGAUUCAAAGAAAACAAUGUCAACGUGAAUGAAUGUUUUAUUCAUAAAUAUGUUGAGAAUAUUUCGCCUACAUAUUAGCAAACGAUUAUACAUUUCUCCCUUGGCCGUUUUAAUUAUUAUGUGUAUGACGUAAAGAAAAUUGAAUUUUCUGAACCAUUCCAAACACACACACACAGCUUUAAUUAGAUUAAUUUCAAGUUUGAUUACCCAUAUUUUUGGAUUGCACUAGGAGCGACUUUUAAAUUGAUAUAAUUAUUAAACUGUAAUUGGUUUUUAAACUUUAAUGUGAUACUAGGAAUUUGACGAUAGAGACGAAUGAUGAUGAAAUGGGCUGAUUCUCUUGGAAACAUAGGCAAUUUUAUUGAUUGUUUUUCUAAAGACAAAUUAAAGAGGAGCGAGAAGAAGUAAGCGAAAAAUGGUAAUCAUUCGGAAUGAUUAGCAAGUCCAAGAAAUUAUGUGAUUGAAAAAACUGCAUUCAACCUUAAGCUUCUUAGUCUAAACCCGUCCUACAAACUAUUCUUUCGGAAUAAAUGGAAUUUAAACUUUUAUUAGAUGAUCUAACAUUGUGUUUCGACUUUCAAACGAUUCAUUUGAAAUUUUAGUAAUGGUGUUAUCAAGUUCCUCACGACUAUAACAAUUGACAACCAAUAACUCUUUGUAAUACUUUGUCUCUACUUCUGAAAACCGAAAAAUAAUGACCGAUAACCAACUUAAUCAACUACAGAAUAACCAAUAAAUACCAUUUAUCGUGCGCACAUUCAAUGUUAUAACCCAAUUUACAAUAUACCGAUACAUAACAACUAAAGAAAAAUCCAAUUUUAAACCGAUUCGAUCGAUGUUAUCGUGAAUUGCACUUGUUGUCCACAGAAAAAAAAUAACCAAUUUGAAUUUCAAAUAUUAUUCGAAACAAAAAAAUGAAACGAUUGUUAGCAGAGACAUCAAUUUUAACCACAAUUUAGGCAAUUUAUGCAAAUUUCAAUGAAAUGAUUUGUGAUGUUUAACAAUAUAAAAUAAAACGUAAUCACCGAAUAAA